Messenger RNA from Ipomoea triloba (trilobed morning glory), 2253 nucleotides. RefSeq names its product probable leucine-rich repeat receptor-like protein kinase At1g35710. NCBI's taxonomy places the organism in Eukaryota, Viridiplantae, Streptophyta, Magnoliopsida, Solanales, Convolvulaceae. The coding region runs from base 1 to 2253 and encodes 750 amino acids. The record is from RefSeq and is a predicted model, not a curated record. Gene Ontology annotation, molecular function: protein binding. The transcript has 2 exons.
AUGAUGAGAAUAUCCAUUUUCACUCUUCUUUUUCACAUCCUUUGUUUGCUGCUUGCACUAAACACCGCACCCUUACAUGCAAAUAAAGAAGAAGCUGAAGCUCUCUUACAAUGGAAGAUCAAUGGCCUAUCAUCUUCAUCAUCUACUUCUUUACUAGAUUCCUGGUCUGUCAACAACCUCACAAAUGUGUGCAGUUGGGAGGGCAUCAUCUGCAACUCCGCUAGUUCUGUUUCAGAGCUGAAUCUUCCUCAUGGAAACAUCAGAGGUACACUUGAUUCACUUGCUUUUUCCUCACUUCCUAAUCUUACUCGCAUCAAUCUCAACAACAAUAUUUUGAGCGGAGUGAUAUCAUCUGCUAUCUCCAGCCUCCUUAAGCUCACUUUUCUGGACUUGAGCAAUAACAACUUCACGGGGGUAAUACCUGUAGAGGUUGGGCAGUUGACACAGCUCAGGUACUUUAGUUGUUUCAGAAACUUUCUCGAGGAUGUGAUUCCUUUUGAAAUUAGCAAUCUUACAAACCUGAGGUACUUGGAUCUGGGAGUGAAUAAUCUGAAAACUCCGGAUUGGUCUAAAUUCCAUGCUAUGCCUUUGUUGUCGCAUCUCAACCUCCGUGCUAAUGACUUCACUUUGGAUUUUCCAGAAGACUUGAUAACAAGUUGCCCAAACCUGUCUUACCUUGACUUGUCAAAAAACCAUUUUACCGGCCAAAUUCCAGUGUCUGUAUUUUCCAAACUACAGAAGCUGGAGCAUCUUGAUCUUGGUAACAAUUUCUUCCGAGGACUUUUUCCUAUUAGUCUUACUAACUUGUCCAGUCUUAAAUUUCUUCGCCUUUCAUACAACAACAUUUCUGGUACAAUUCCACAUGAAAUUGGCUCCAUCACCCGUCUUCAAGUACUGAAAUUGUACAAUAAUUCAUUUCUUGGGAAUAUUCCACCUUCCAUCGGAAGCCUGAAACAUCUUCAAUACCUAUUUCUAGGGUAUAACUUUCUAACAGGGGAGUUGCCUCCUAGCUUGUCAAAUAUUUCCAAACUAGUUAAGUUAGAUCUAUCUUCCAAUAUGCUUUCAGGUGAGUUAGUACCACACCUCAUUGCCAACUGGACACAAUUAACUUUCUUGUAUCUAGAUAGCAAUAAUUUCUCUGGAAGAAUCCCCUCUGAAAUUAGUUUAUUGACACAACUUCAAUAUCUUGUCCUGUCUUGGAACCAGCUUUCAGGUUGCAUUCCCUCAAACAUUGGGAAUUUAAAAACGUUGUCUAAACUUCACCUUGAGAAAAACAACCUCUCUGGUCGAAUUCCUUCAACCAUUGGAAAUUUGUCAGAGCUUGUUUUGCUACAGCUUUCAGAUAACUUUCUUAGUGGAUCAAUACCACUAGAAGUUGGACAUUUAACAUCACUAUCUGGUGUUUACAUAAAUUCCAACUUGCUUCAUGAACCUGCAGAUACCUUAUCAAUCUUUUGCAAUGUCACGUCCCUUUUAUACCUCUCUCUAGGUGUCAACAAAAUGAAUGGACUUAUUCCAAAAUGCUUCGGAAACACAAGUCUAAAUUUUCUGGAUCUUGCUGAGAAUCAGUUUCAUGGAGGUAUUCCAGAAUCACUGUGCAAUGCAUGCUACCUUCAAUUUCUUGCCUUGUCAAGUAACAACAUGAGUGGAGUAAUUCCAAAGUGUGUGGGAAAUUUUAGCAAUCAACUCUUAGUCUUGUAUCUUGACCAAAAUAAUUUUGAUGGGCCAAUGCAUAGAGAGUUUUGUAGUAGUUCAACUCCUUUCACAAUCCUAACCUUAUCUGAUAAUUCUUUGAGUGGUGUUAUUCCUCCAUGUUUGGGAAAUCUAAGCACAACUUUGUCAAAACUCGAUUUAAGCAUGAAUAACUUUCAUGGAAACAUUCCAGCACAAGUGACAAUUGGUGAUGCUCUCCAUGAACUCAACUUGGAUCAUAAUGAAUUUGAAGGGCCUUUACCUCGCACUCUCAUCAACUGUACUCAUCUCCAAGUUCUAGAUGUUGGAAACAACAGGCUGAAUGACUCAUUCCCACACUGGUUAGAUGCUCUUCCACAUUUGGUAGUGCUUGUCUUAAGAUCAAAUCAUUUUCACGGAGUGAUACGCAAUCCUACCACUAGGCAUCCAUUCCCUAUGUUGCGGGUUUUUGAUCUCUCCAACAAUCACUUCACCGGACCUUUUCCUGGAUAUUAUUUGCUGCAUUUUACUGGUAUUACAAGUAAAACUAGUUCUGAUCUACAAGAUCAGAAGCCUCCGUGA